GCCAUUCAUCAACCGGGCCACAUUUCGAUCCUCCCGUCCAUACUGGGCCACAUGGCUCCGGCCGCCGCCACCAUCGUCUACCUCGGCGACGACCUCCUGCGGGAGGUCUUCCUCCUCCUCCCCACCCCCGCCGACCUCCUCUGCGCCGCGCUCGCCUGCAAGCCCUUCCUCCGCGCCGUCCGCAGCGCCGCCUUCCUCCGCCUCUUCCGCCGCCGCCACCCCUUCACCUGUCCGCCACUCCUCGGCUGCUUCCUCCACCGCUCCAUGAGAGAGCGCAUCCGCGAGAACCAGGUACCUCUCCUUCUCCCGGCCUCCCCCGCUACCGCUGCCGUCACGCGCCUCGUCGUCGAGGGCAGUGACUUCGCGCUCUCCUUCCUCCCCACGCGCUGCCGGCCGUACGCCGACCUGUGGAAGGUCCUGGACUGCCGCAACGGCCACCUCCUGCUUCGCAAUCGGGUUUCCGGAGAGCUGGCCGUCGCCGACCCCUUGACCCGGCGCUGCGUUUCUCUACCCGCGCCCCCCGCCGAGCGCCCCGUAGGGUACGGCCUCGUCGCCGACGACGGCGACUCCUCGGUGUUCCAGGCGUUCUGCAUUUCGCAAGAAGGCGACGACUCCUCCCGCCUGCGCGCCCUCGUCCUCUCCUCCGGCGACCUCCGCUGGGCGGACGUCGCUGGCAUCGCGCUCGCGCACCAGUCCGAUCUCGCCGACGACGCCCGGGCGAUGCAAGCGAACCGAUCGCUCUACUGGGGUCUCAAGGGCUGGGAGCGCAUGGUGGAGCUCAACACGGCGACCAUGGAGCUCUCCGUGCUGGAGCUCCCACCUUUCACGCAGCAGUUCAGCUUCGACGUCAUUGAGAAGCAUGGAGAGGACGGCGCCGCUCGGCUCUACCUUCUCACCAUGCGGGGCUCCUGCGUCGAGGUUUGGGGCGGUUGGGAGGAUGGCAGCAGCGGCGGUCUGACAUGGACACUUGUGGAGAAGUCUGUGAGGUUCCAAAGGGCGAUGGCGGCGAUGAUUGGUUCAGAGCAUUUUUACCGGCAGGGGCUGGAUGUCAUUGGGGUCGUUGCCGGCGUCCUGUUCUUGCGCAAUGGGGAUCGUCUGCUCUCCAUUGAUCUGGAAACUAUGAAGCUUUCGAUGGUGUCGCAUAAAGAUCAAUGCCCGUUGGCGCUGAUUUUCCCUUACACGAUAGUGUGGCCGCCUUCGUUCUUGAACCCCAGUGAAGAAAGUGCCUGAUAAUUAAGAUGAAUUGUGAGGCUACACUUCAGUUCAUGAUGACGAGAUUUUUUGACAGAGCUAACGAAAAGAAGAAAUUCGAUUGUCUAUAUGAAUUCCUGGAGGAUGAUCGGAGCGCAACUAGUCCAGCUGUGCUUACAUGUUUGAGCCUCGUAUGACGCAGUUGUUCAGUCUUCAGUUCUUAGUUGGUGUUAUGCUCAGUCAAUCUGAAAGACCAGAAAGACAAGUGAUAUGAACUGGUUUUGUAUCCGCCCAAUUUCCUUUGUUAUCUUCAACUCUUUCUCGAUGUGUAUGGUCACUCUGUUAUUCAACUGCAUACUCUGCUAAAUGUAGCAUUUAGCACGCUUUCCUGAUUUCUUUACCCCUGUUCAUCUAUGUCUUAGCAUUAGUUACUUAACCUGCAGUUGGUGUGAUACAGUUCUGGUUGGCAUGAACAAUGGGUGCUGUUAUUGUGUCAAAGGUUGGUAAUAGUUUAUCAGUUGA
Lolium perenne is the source of this 1713-nucleotide messenger RNA. RefSeq lists its product as uncharacterized. The record is from RefSeq and is a predicted model, not a curated record. NCBI's taxonomy places the organism in Eukaryota, Viridiplantae, Streptophyta, Magnoliopsida, Poales, Poaceae. Gene Ontology annotation, molecular function: protein binding.